This is a messenger RNA of Trypanosoma theileri, 3333 nucleotides long. RefSeq lists its product as uncharacterized. The transcript has a single exon. The record is from RefSeq and is a predicted model, not a curated record. Bases 1 to 3333 code for a protein of 1110 amino acids. Gene Ontology annotation, molecular function: protein binding. Lineage: Eukaryota; Euglenozoa; Kinetoplastea; Trypanosomatida; Trypanosomatidae.
AUGUCUGGUAUAGUUGAGACCAGUGAAAUUGAGGCAUUGCUGCGAGAGUUGGAAAGUGUUGGGGGCACACCCACCCACAGCAGCAGUAAUAACAACAAUAAUAAUAAUAACAACAGUACUAGUAUCAACACUCUUAAUAAUAGUAACGGGGAGGAUAAUCGUCCAUUUUCUCAACGAAGACGUGGUUCUGGAAAUGUGGAUUCCGUGGUUUCACGAUUUACAAAACGUCCGGGAAAAUCUCUCUUCUCUACAUAUACAGACACCAGCACAGAAAGCCGUCGGGCGGUAAUCCCUCUUGGCAAACGUUUACCACCCUUAAAGCCUAUUGGUACAAACAUUGGAGAUCUCACGAAGGAACCCACACAACGAACGCUGACAUUCUCUCGUACAAAAGUUAUUGGUGGUUCAAAGGUCUCUGCACAGCAGCGAACACCACUUGAGGAUGCACGAGAAUUAUUAACUGCCGUAAGGAGUGUAUCACAGGAAUCUCAACAUGAGGGACCAAAUGAACCAGAAGUAUUACAACAACAACAACAACAACAACAACAAGCAGUUCAUGGGAGAAGAUCAUCAAAAGCCUCUGAUGGAAAGAGUGAGGAAUACAGAGAAGCCAACUUUUUACCAAUUAUGUGCGCCCGAUAUAUGAAUCCUGCUGGUAUUGCACCUCGUGCUCGUUGGGGCCAUACCUUAACGCCUAUGCAAGGACACAAAUUGUUAUUAUUUGGUGGUAUGGAUAUAGAAGAAGGUGAAACCGCCUCUCUUUUUGAAUAUGAUGCUCAUCAUGUUUCUUGGGAUCCUUUAUUUAUGGCUAAUGGGGUUUCACCCACACCUCGAACCAAUCAUGCUGCCUGUUCUCGUGAAGGACGAUGGUUGUAUAUCAGUGGAGGUUCAACCCAUCGUGGGGCACGUAUUCUUGGUGAUCUUUACUGUUAUGAUGCCUAUAAACAGGAAUGGAAAUGUUUAUGGGAAUAUAAUAGUGGUUCUGUUCAAAAUAAGAAUGAACCCAAACCACGUUUUGGUCAUUCAAUGAUUUUUAGAGAUGAUCGUUUGUAUAUUUUUGGUGGAAAAACACUAAAACGGGACCAAAGUGAGGCCCGUGGUGCUCCAAUUGUGACAGUGGCAUCCUCUGAAGUUUAUAUCUUUUCACUAAACAGCCAUAAAUGGAGAAAGCGAAUUCAUAUCGGAAAAAGUACGGUAUCAGGUGAAGAAAAGAAAACACCUGAAAAGGGAAAAGAAAAAACCAUAUCAGCAGAUGGAGCAGAAGUAGUAGGAGUAGAAGUAGUAGAAGGAGGAAAAGAAGGAGAAAAGGAAGGAAAAGGAGAAGAAGAAACUGGAAAGAAUGAAACAAAAGCCGUAGCAGACCGUCCAGCGAAUCGAUAUUAUCAUGCAGCUUGUGUUCUUGGUGACAAAAUGUAUAUAAACGGUGGCGUCAGUGAUACCGGUGUGACAUUAAGUGAUACAUGGAUGUUAGACCUUAAAGAACAGAAAUGGACACAAUUACAUGAUGGCACGAGUGCAGAUGCUUUCCCACGUGAACGACAUCAUCUCUUUGCAUGUGGAGAAGCGCUUAUGGUUGUAGGAGGAUGUAGUGCAAGUGCACAUAGUGGUCGAAUUACACUAAAAUAUCAUAAUUUCGUUGCUGUAUUAGCCUUGGAAAGUGAUGUGAACUUAUGUUGGAUUCCUGUGGCGAUGGGAAAUGUAUCUAUUGUAUCUCCCAGUAAAAAAGCAUUUGGUGCGGCUUUCAGUGGUGGCUUUGUUCAUGUCUUUGGUGGUGUUUGUGGAAGUGAACCGGCAACCAACACAAUGGUACGAUUUCUCGCCGCGGAUGGAUAUUUUGAAAUUGAUUCACGUGCCACUACUACUGCGAGUAUGGAUGCCCUUCGUUCAAUGAUGCGUCGUAUUCGUGAAGGGGGAUCUGGUGCUCAUUAUGAUAUAUAUGUUCUUCCACGCAGCUUUGAUGGGGAAUCUUCUAUUGAUAUUCAAAAUAUUCGUUCCUUUGGGGUUCAUCGGGCACUUUUACAAUUACGAGCGCCAAAGUUUUGGGAGGAUUUAACACGAUGUCGUACACAACAAGUUCGAACUGUGAGUGGACGAGGAAAAGAUGCCUCUACGGCAUUGGAAGUUAACAUAAAGACAGAAUCCACCGGUUCCUUCAUAAAAGAUAAUAAUAAUAAUAAUAAUAAUAAUAAUAAUAAUAAUAAUAAUAAUAAUAAUAAUAGUGAUAUUGGGUAUCAUACACAUGCGAUUGCCUACUGUACGGAAGGUAAUUCACGCGUUCAAGGACUUUCACUUCCACUUUCAUCUGAACAACUGCAGUGUUUAUUGGAUUAUAUUUACUGGGGUGAUAUUCGUCAUCGCCUUCCUUGGGAACAGGAGGAGGAUGAAGUGGUGGAUGAUGGAGCUAUUCAAGAGGAAAUAAAUGUAAUUGAAGGUCUUCGACGUGCGGCAGAACUUUAUAAUCUUAUUCCUUUAUUUGAUAUCUGUGAUGUACUUCUCUCACGUAAUCGCAAAAAGUUAAAACAAAUACAGGAGAAUAGUAUGAAACAAUUACAAGUGGAUCUUCUCUCUCUCUUAGAGACAAGUAAUGGAGCUACAUGUACGGUUCUUUUUGUAGAUCCUCAUACAAAGCAGCAAUCUGUACAUGCACUUCAUCCAUUUAUUCUCAUGGCCUCAAACUCAUUCUUUAACGAUUUACUUCGCCCAUUGUUAAGUGGUGAAAGGACAUCAUUUCAAGUUGGUCCUGUGGCGGCAAAGGUAAAGAGUGGAGGACGAAGUAAUAACCCUACUACUACUAAUACUAAUACAGAUAAUAAUAAUAAUAAUAAUAAUAAUAAUAAUAAUAAUAAUAAUAAUAAUAAUACAAAAACGAGACGUGAUAUUCUUGUGGGUCCAGUCUCUGUUCCAUACUUGGCCGUAAUGCCAUUAUUACGCUAUUUCUAUACACAACAACUCACAGUACCUCGUGAGGCGGUGUUUGCCACUAUGUUGGGUGCUCAUUUAUUAGAUGUUCCCUCCCUACAGGCCUAUUGUGAAUCUGUAUUAGCACGAGAAGAAGUUAACUACGAUACCGCAGGGGAAUUCUACGCAUUAGCGGGAAAAUAUCAGGCACCAUUAUUACAGGAAACCGCACUUCUCACGGCUGUACUUGGAUAUGCGGAGGUGCGAUACUCCCCAGCAUACCGUGCACUCUCAGAGAAGGAGGCACAUGAAAUUGAUGCCGUGGCGCAGGAACUCGGAGCCACAACGUGGAUUGCACCACCGCAGCCAACAAAUGAAGUAAAGCCAGCGGCGGUGUAUCAAGCACGCUGGUAUGCUUCCUCACCUUCACGAUAA